CAGGCACUUCUACAGUUCUCUCUUAAAGAGUAAUAUCAUCAAAACCCCUGCAAAUUGCAAUUGCCACUACCAUGAUCACAUUUUUCCAAAAUUUCUUCAACCCACUUUCUCAAAUCACACUUUCUUUUCCCCCACUUUCUUUCUUUCUUUUCUCUUCUUUCAAUACCUUCAUUUGAGGUGACUACAACAUCUCCAAACCCAAAGUUGCGACUUGAUAGUAAAACUGCUGAAUCUCGAACCUGACAUUCUGUAGUGUUUAGUAUCUGAAUGUUCCAUCAAAUCUUUCUAUGUUAAGACUUUAGUUAUCGUUUAAUUUUAAUCCACGUCACUAAACCAAUCAUUUCUCUUAUUUUGAGCUGCCUCAAGAAAUUAAUCUGUUACGUGCCAUGUCAAGAAACCAAUCAGUCCUCUGAUUUUGAGCUGUGUACUGAACCAAUCAGUUUUCUUAUUUUGAGCCACGUCAAGAUACCGAUCAAUCCUCUGAUUCUGAGCUACGUCAUUGAACCAAUGAAACUUCUGAUUUUGAUCCAUGUCAUGAAAUGAACCAGUCAUCAAAUUUUGAUCCAUGGCUCUUAACCAAUCAUUGCUCUGAUUUUUUCUGUCACUGAACGAAUCAGAGACUCCCCCCUUUUCAGAGUUGGAACCCUAGUUCACUCUUUGAAAUACUCAUUUCUUGAUGGACAUGAAUUGAGGAGUGGGAAGACAGCGAUGGUGUCAACGGCGGCCAAUUCUUUGUUCGUUCCCAAAAGAUCUUUGAAAGAUCUGAUGGAGAGGGGCCAUGAAAAGUUAAUUUCCAAGAUCAAUCAGCUGAAGGAGGAAAUCGAAGCAGACCAACUAUUGAAAAUUAAGGAAAAACUAGGUACAAAUCAGAGAAAAUUGUGGAGUCAUACUCAAGAGAUGCUGCAAAAAACAUUUGCAUUGGAUCCUUCUUCAAUGGAAAACAUGUCGUGUGACGUUCCUCGGUUAGAAUCUAAAAACUCGCUCUGCUUAAUGAACGGAUUUUGUUCUGGUUCAGCCGACAAGGACAUUACUUAUAUCCUUGAAGUCCCUUUUCUGAAAAGCACCAAGCUACCUAGAAUUCAAAGCAUACCCCCAUACACAACUUGGAUUUUUCUGGCAAAAAAUCAGAGAAUGGCAGAAGAUCAGUCUAUUAUUGGAAGAAGACGCAUUUACUAUGAUCAAUCUGAUAAUGAAGCUCUGGUUUGUAGUGAAAGUGACGAUGAUAUUGUUGAAGUUGAGGAGGAGAAACAUGAUUUUUCUGAAGGUGAAGACCGAAUUCUUUGGAUGGCUUUUCAGGAGCAUGGAUUAAAUGAUGAUGUUACUAAUGUGAUAAGUCAUUUUAUCGGAGGAAAUUCUGCUGAAAUCCAGGAGAGGUACAAUGAGCUAAAACAGAAGGCCAAUACAUCACAGGAACAUUCUGGAAGGAAUAUGUUUCUAGAGAAGAGUCUUAGUGCUGCUUUAGAUUCUUUUGACAACCUCUUUUGUCGCCGAUGUUUGGUUUUUGACUGUCGUUUGCAUGGCUGCUCUCAAAAUCUUAUAUACCCUAGUGACAAACCAUUAGGUUUGUCUGAAUCCGAGGUCAGGUCACCUUGCAGCGACCAGUGUUAUCUCCUGGUUAGACAAACCACUGAUGGAAUGAUGGAAAGCGCAGAUAAUCGCGCACUACAUCAGAUGAACCAGAAAGGGGAAAACAAGGGUUCAAAAGUUUCCAGUUUUAAAGAUAAAUUAAGCAAUGACAAUGUUGGUAAAGGCCAUAAUUUGGAAUCUGCUGCCGGGGAAGGUCCUAGUAGAGCAAGUAUUCUUCCUGUAGCUCAGCAUGCAAAUGUGGCGAAGCGCAGGAUCACCGAUGAGAAUGAUAGAGUAUUAGAAGGUUUUGAUGGUUUCGAAAAAAUUGGUGACAAGAAGCUGAAGAAAGUUCAAGCUCUAGAAUUUCCGGUGGAGAGGCCCACUAGAAGCCUUUUAAAUGCUUUUAGUUCUUCGAAAUCUCAGGCUAAUGAUAGCGUUCAAGGUAGAGUUGUUGACAAUUGUACGAAAUUAUUGUCUAGCAGCUGCGAGUGGAAGACCCUGGAGAAAGACCUAUAUUUGAAAGGAAUAGAGAUUUUUGGCAGAAACAGUUGCCUGAUAGCCAGAAACUUGUUGUCGGGUUUGAAGACAUGCAGUGAAGUUUCCAUUUAUAUGCAUAAUAAUAGAGCUUUGAUGGGUCACGGAACGGAUAUCGUAUGUUCUUCAAAAGACAAGGCGGGAGCUGAGUCAGCUGAUGUGGAGCUGGAUACAAAAACGAGAUUAAGAUCAAAAUUAUUUCGCAAAAGGGGAAGAACACGAAGACUUAAAUAUUCUUCAAAGUCCAAUGGUCAUCCCUCUAGCUGGAAAAGAGUCGACGAUGAAAAAAAGCUGUGCAAACAGUACAUACCAUGUACAUGUCAAUUCAUGUGUGGGAAGGACUGCUUCUGCCUGAAAAUCGGAACAUGCUGUGAAAAGUACUGUGGAUGUUCAAAGAGCUGCAAAAACAGAUUUCGAGGGUGUCACUGCGCAAAAAGUCAGUGUCGAACUAGGCAGUGCCCAUGCUUUGCUGCUGAUCGUGAAUGUGAUCCAGAUGUUUGCCGCAAUUGCUGGGUUAGUUGUGGUGGAGGGUCCUUGGGUGAACCACCAAAAAGAGGCGAAGGACAAUGUGGAAACAUGAAUCUACUCUUGAGGCAACGACAGAGGGUUCUAUUAGGAAGGUCGGAUGUUGCUGGUUGGGGAGCUUUUAUCAAGAACGCUGUGAAUAAAAAUGAUUAUCUUGGAGAAUAUACAGGUGAAUUGGUAUCACACCGAGAAGCUGAUAAACGCGGGAAAAUUUAUGACCUUGCUAAUUCAUCAUACCUUUUCGACUUGAAUGAUCAGGUAAGAGGAGCUGAUAAACGCGGGAAAAUUUUUGACCUCGCUAACUCAGCAUACCUUUUCAACUUGAAUGAUCAGUAUGUUCUUGAUGCCUUCCGUCAAGGAGACAAACUGAAGUUCGCCAAUCAUUCAGAAAACCCGAACUGCUUUUGCAAGGUAAUGUUGGUUGCUGGAGACCAUCGCGUUGGCAUUUUUGCCAAGGAACGCAUUGAAGCCGAAGAGGAACUCUUUUAUGACUAUUGUUACACUGAUGGUCAAAAGCCCGCGUGGGCCAAGAAGGAUGAUAAUCUUCCAUCCCAAGGUCGUCCGAGGAAGCAUCAAUCUCGCUGAGCUUAUGUCGUACUGCUUUCAAGAUUUUAUGCUAUGAUUUAUGAUUAUUUACUAUAGGUAACCCCGUUACAGACACACAGCAAUCCGGGUCAGAUCCAGCGAUUAGUGAUCCUGGUCAGAUCCAGUGAUGGGCUUUGCUCUAUCAGACAGCUCUUGUCUGUGAUGUAUACAGCCUUAACUAUAUAUAGUAAGGCAGAUAAUAGCACAAUAAUGGAAGGAUGUCUUGUAUAUUUCCCUAUACUACAGGAACGACUUUAUGUAUACCAUUUCUGGGAAAGUCCUAGAUAGUUUAAUACACAACUACACAAGAAAAAAUUUGUGAUUAUAAAGUUCAUGGAAUAAUAAUUGGGUUUGGAAAUUGGAACAUGUAAAACGCAACCCUUAUGAGAUAUGAAAAGAGAAUGAUCGACAUUAUAAAGUUAUACUUCGGGUGCAUUCUCUUUUC
Messenger RNA from Amaranthus tricolor (Joseph's coat), 3655 nucleotides. RefSeq names its product histone-lysine N-methyltransferase EZ3. Lineage: Eukaryota; Viridiplantae; Streptophyta; Magnoliopsida; Caryophyllales; Amaranthaceae. Bases 709 to 3210 code for a protein of 833 amino acids. Gene Ontology annotation, biological process: chromatin remodeling. The record is from RefSeq and is a predicted model, not a curated record. The transcript has 18 exons. Gene Ontology annotation, molecular function: histone methyltransferase activity; protein binding. Gene Ontology annotation, cellular component: PcG protein complex.